Diorhabda sublineata is the source of this 3916-nucleotide messenger RNA. It is a transcript of the gene Rsph3, whose product is annotated as radial spoke head protein 3 homolog B. The coding region runs from base 1208 to 2374 and encodes 388 amino acids. Gene Ontology annotation, cellular component: cilium. The transcript has a single exon. The record is from RefSeq and is a predicted model, not a curated record. NCBI's taxonomy places the organism in Eukaryota, Metazoa, Arthropoda, Insecta, Coleoptera, Chrysomelidae.
UUUUUUCAGUUCAACAAUAUCUUAUAUUCGGUAACCAUGCGGUUCCGGAAGAAAAGCGUGCACCGCCGAUAGAGAUGCCAGCACAUCGCUGAGAAAUCGGAGCCUCACUGACAUUGAAGAUCAACACGAGCUCAGAAAACCUCGAGGAGUGGCUGAACAGUCAGAAUAAGACUUGAGACAGCUAACCUUGAGCCAAAAAGGUUAGCUACUGGCCCGAAAUUAACUUCAGCGCAUCGAGCAGCUCGGCUAAGAUUUGCCAGACAAUACGUCAAUUGGACUGACGAAUAAUGGCGUUCCGAUUCUCCUCAGACGAAAGUAGAGUGUGCCUGUACGGUGGCGAUAGGACAGAACGAGUCUACAAAAGACCUGGAGAAAGAUUAGCAUAGUGUUGCAUAAAAGAAAACGUAGCUUUUGGUGAAGGUUCCUGGAUGGAGAAAUCGGGGUGUCACUGAUAUUGAAGUUCAACACGAGCUCAGAAAACCUCGAGGAGUGGCUGAACAGUCAGAAUAAGACUUGAGACAGCUAAUUAACUCCAGCCCGUCGAGCAGCUCGUCUAAGAUUUUCCAGACAAUACGUCAAUUGGACUGACGAGAAAUGCGGUUCCGAUUUGCGCAGUGUUGCAUAAAAGAAAACGUGAAUUAUGGAGGAAUAUGAAACAAUUAAUAUUAAAACGAUUCAUUUUAUUUUUGACUCAAAAAAUGUUUUAUUUAAAAUUUUAUCCAUAAAAAUAUAUUCGUGUUACAUUAAAAAUAAUUAAUAUUCUCAAUUUUUUUUUUAAAUUCUCGUAUGAGGAUAAAAGAAAUGAUCGAUUCCAAUAAAUAAAAUUUCCUCCAUUAAAAAUAUCAUAGUUACGCCCUUGAUUAAAACUAUCAUUGAUCAAACAUUCAAAUUUUAUACGUCAGUUAUAUCACAAAGAACUCGACGUAGUUGAAUGUAAAUAAACGAAGAUUUGACACAAACUUUUCACGUAAAUGGAAUCGCCAGCAAUUUUAAAAAAAGUAACAACAAUUAAUUAAAAACCGAAAUAAGAAUAAAUGAAGAAGAAAAGGCGAAAAUACAAUUCUACAUCGGAAUAUUUCAUAUCAGUUAAGUUCGAUAGCAUAGAAAGCAUAUAGUUUACAAUUUACGACUCGCAAUAUAAUUUUGACAACUACAUACAUUAAUGUCAUAAUAUGUACCUGAAAUAUAUUUUUGUCGCACUUACAAAAUGACUCUCGAAGACAGACCUAUUUUAAGAAGGCAACGAGCUCAGCCCAGAAGAUCCUCGAAAGACAACCUCGAAGUAGAUAUACGUAAUGGAAGUGCGGGUAACAUCGCCAAAAAUGAAUACGUAUUUUCCAGUUCCCCUCGAGCGUUAUACACAAAUAGAAAAAUGUAUAAAGGAAGUGAUGUACCGUACGCUAACGUUAUGUUCGAGAGAAGAGUUUUCAGAGGAACUAAUUUCGGAGCAAAUAAAUGCGAAGGUGACGGCGAAUCCGCCGCAGCGAGAGCCGCGGAAGCUCAAAGAAGAGCAAAAGCAAGAACACGUGCCCAAAAUAUGAAAGUGUCUUUACGACUUGGUUCUCCUCCGGCGAUUUCUGGUAGAAAACACGAACGGAUACAAACCGAAAAUUAUUUGGAAGAAAUAUUCGUAACUCCACCCGUCGCCGAUAUAUGCACACAGACAGAUUUAUUCUUAGAGAGACCAGUAUCUCCAUUUUAUGUUCCCGCCAAAACCGGCGCCGAUGUAGAAACACAAAUUUAUCCUGGUGAUUUGUUCGAUUUCGAUUUAGAAGUGCAACCAAUACUCGAGGUACUUGUGGGUAAGACAAUAGAACAAUCAUUAAUAGAAGUUUUGGAAGAGGAAGAAUUAGCAGCUCUUAGAGAACAACAAAGAAAAUUCUUGGAAAUAAGAGCCGCCGAAACUGCUGAAGCUUUGAGGUUGGAAGAAAGAGAAAAGAGAUUAUUCAAAGAAAAAGAACGAAGAAUGGCAGAACUGGAAGAAGGAUUGAAGAAUCAAAAAGAGAUGGAAGAAAAGAUAGCCGCAGCUGUAUUGAUGCAAGGAUAUUUAGCAAACCUCCUUCCUUCAGUGUUAGAAGGUUUAGAAUCAGACGGCUUCCUUUUGGAUAACAUCAAACAAGAUUUGGAAGAUUCAUUUAUGCCUUGGUUACUUAAAGAAGUCACAGGGGAGAUGCAAGAUAUGGUUAGUAGUAGAGAUAUUCUUGCUGAUAUAGUUAGGGAGAUUUUAGAAAAUCGGGCGGAUUUAUACGUCGCUUUGGAUAAAGAAAUCGUAGAAGUUGCCGAAGAAGGUACGGAUAAUAUUCAAGAUGAGCAGUUGCAAGAUCAUAUGAAAUUACAAGAAGAAAUUCGAAAAAAAUUGGAGGAAAAUCAAUAAAAAUAAGAAUUUUAUAUUGUUUUUAGACACGUAAAUUUCUAUGUAAAUUGUUGAAUCAAAUAAAUAUAGUUUUUUCAAUAUUUUAUUUUGUUGGUGCCAAAUUUAAUGAGAAAUUUAUACUUGGAAUAGAUAUAAGUGGGCUCAUAAAACAAAAAUUUUAGAACAAGGUAAUUUUUGUAUUUAAAAUUAACUUUCCGAAUAAAAUUAUUGACCCAACAUAAGUAUCUGUAAGUUGGUUUUCAACUAAACCACAUCAACAGGAGCAAAGAAAGGCCUAAAUGCUCAUAUAGAAAAGGUAUUAACUGAUAUCAAAAUCAAGAAUUUACCAGAAACUUGGACAGUUUAGAGCUUAAAAGAAAAGUGUAUUACCUUACUCAUCGAUCGAUACUACUAAGGAGAUACUUUGCAAGAUCUACUACAUAAGCAGUUGAGGUUAAACACCACCGAGACCGCCCGAAGACGCAUAGAAUGUCAAUCUCGGGACUUCUUUUGGAGAAGUGCAAGUUUGUGGAAUCAGCUACCAAGAUAUCUCCACACUGGAGGCAGCACUCGAGCUACUCGAAAGUAAUAGGAAGUGCUUGCUAUAUAAAAAAUAUUAAGAUGAGGUCUUAGCUGCAAUAGAUUGACCUAAAUGAGGUUAUAGAGUUUAUGGUAAAUAAAAAAUAAACCCUGGUUAUAGCGCUUAACGUGAAUAAGAAAAUAAACCCAAAUCAGGUUAUAUAUGUAGAUAAGGAUAAAAAAAAGAGAAUAGGGGAAGUAGUAAGAACUAUGAAAUUGAAAAUAUAUUAGAAAUUAAAAAUAAAAUAAUAACAAUUAAAUAAAGAAAACGGUUGUAAGGACACAUUGAAAGAAUGCAAAUAGAACAGGGUAUGAGGAGAAUUACAGAAAUAAAUGUGAAGAUUGGGUGGUGCAGAAUAAAAAAAAUUCUCUAACAGGUAGAUACAGGGCAGAAAUACAUAGAAAAAGAUUGUUGAAACUGCAAAAAAUUGAAUAAAUUUUAAAUGAGUAGCGAUAAACUCUCAUAAGGUAUUUAUUUAAACCAUAUUUGUAUUUCUUAGGUGUAAUGGUAUACCCAGGUUUAUCUUAACUAAAAAAAUAAAUCAGGAAAUUAUUAUGCUUUAAAUAACCCCCAUUUUCAUUUGAAAUUUGUGAGGAUUAAUCAAAUUUAGUUGACUUUUUCCUUCGAUAAAUUUAAGCCAACCAAAAAGCUGUAAUAUUUUAUGUUUACCUAGCAACGAUCAAAUUUCAGCGAUAAUACUGCACUAGUGCAAAUUAUCGAUAAUUUGCACUAGUGCCAAAUUUUCGUCUAGGAUUAAUAAACAUCAUUUGGUUUUAAUUUUAUAUUUUAAGAAAAGGAACAAUUAUUGUUUAUUUUAAAUUAAAUUUUUCUCAGGAAAUAGUCUGCCAAAAUGCCCUCUCGUGCAUGUCAAAUUGUCUCAUAAUUUCCUCUCGUGGGCAUUCGCGCACUCGAGAAAAUUAAAUUAUCGACAAUUUGACAUGCACUCGGGACAUUGAUAUUGAAAAGACUUAAAAUGAGUAUGA